Messenger RNA from Aureobasidium uvarum, 2382 nucleotides. Lineage: Eukaryota; Fungi; Ascomycota; Dothideomycetes; Dothideales; Saccotheciaceae. The record is from the annotation of a GenBank genome assembly.
AUGUACUAUAUACUGCUUGAAGUCACUGGUAGCGACCUUCCCAAAGACAUGCAAGGCCAGAUGAUUGUCGCAAAGGAUCGUGUAGAGUCAUUGCAGACCCACCUGCCAGAGGGCGCCACCAUCAACAUUCUCGUCGACAACAUCUCGGGUUCCGACUUGGAAAAUACCGACUACAUCAACGUCAUUUCUGCCGAGCACAACAAGAUCAUCCACGCCGACUUCGUCACCGCUACUUCGGGUACUGGUCUCGUUCACAUUGCCCCCGGCCAUGGUAUGGACGACUACAACGUCUGCAUGAAGCUGGCUAUCGGUCCGGCUUUUGCCCCUGUUGAUGAUCAUGGAAAGUACACCACCAAGGCCUUCCCUUCGGAUCCCUCCUACCUCCAAGGUCUUCCUGUCGAGAAGGACGGCGCAAAGGCUGUCGUUGCUCUGCUCAGGGAACCCCACUCCAAACUCUCCAUUCCUUCUUUGAAGGCCGACUCGUCUCUGAUCUUCAAGACACACAACUUCAGACACAAGAAUCCCAUCGAUUGGAGAACAAAGCAGCCUGUCAUCACUAGAGCCACCGACCAAUGGUUCGCCAACGUCGGAAGUGUCCAGGAAUCUGCCCUUAAGGCUAUUCAAGACAUUAUGUUCAUCCCAGAUACUGGUAAAUCGCGCCUGGAAAGCUUCUUGAAGGGCCGCAGUCAAUGGUGUAUUUCCCGUCAGCGAAGCUGGGGUGUCCCUAUCCCAGCCUUGUUCCACAAGCAGACCGGCGAGGCACUGCUCACCGUCGAGAGUAUCGAGCACAUUAUCAAGACCAUCCAAAAACGUGGUAUCGAUGCUUGGUGGGCUGACGAUGCUGAAGAAUCUGCUUGGAUUGUCCCUGGCCUUAAUCCUGACUUAUAUGUUCGUGGCAAGGACACUAUGGACGUCUGGUUUGACAGUGGAACAUCUUGGGCCCAGCUCGAGGAGCGCGAUGAUGGUUCUCAUGCAGACAUGAUUUUCGAGGGUUCUGAUCAACAUCGUGGUUGGUUCCAGUCUCUCCUCCUAACUCAUCUUUCUGCUCAAACCGACACCGCUAAUGCUCCUGUCGGAGCUAUUAUUACUCAUGGGUUCACACUUGACCAGGCUGGCCGCAAGAUGAGCAAGUCCUUGGGUAACGUCAUCUCUCCCGAGGAGAUCAUCAGCGGCACAAUCAUACCCCCAGCAAAGACGAAGAAGGGAACAAAGACUGUCCCUCGUCCUGCUCAAACCAAGAAAGACGCCAUGGGUCCUGACGCCUUACGUUUGUGGGUCGCAAGCAGUGACUAUACCAAGGAUGUUGUCAUUGGCCAGCCUGUCCUCCAAGCCGUACAUUCAUCACUUCACAAAUAUCGCACGACUUUCAAGUGGCUCCUUGGCGUCAUGCAUGACUAUCCCGCCCCCUUGCCUGCUGAAGAUUUCAUGCAACAGCUCUACUUUUCUGACCAAGUUGCCCUUCACCAACUCUCCAAGACUUCGGCAGAGGUCUGGAAACACUAUGCUGCCUACGAAUUCCACAAGGGUGUGCAAGCCAUCAACAAGUUGAUCAACACAGAUCUCUCAGGAUUCUACUUUGAGGUCAUCAAAGAUAGAUUAUACGCCGAAGACGAAGAGAUUCGUCGGCAUACGCAAACAGUGCUCUUCAUCAUUAUGGAAGAGCUCUGCCAUAUGUUGGGUCCCAUUACUCCUCAUCUCAUCGAAGAAGUAUGGGAACACAUCCCUGAACAAUGGCAGCCAUACGACGUUAGAUCACCAAACCGAAGAACAUGGGAAUAUCCGUUCAACGCCGAAUUUGACUCCUACAGAGCUGAAGGUGCUAUGGAGAUGGUGAUAAAGACCUUCAAUACUGUCUCAACAGCCGUCAAAUCCGCUCAAGAGAAUGCACGCAGAGCAGGCAGACUUGGUAGCGGACUGGCAUGCCGUGUUGAGCUACAGAUGCCUCGCGAGACCGGCAAUGUAUUCCUGACCCUCCUCACCGAUCUUGGUGCCAACGACGAACUGUCCGAACUCUUCGUCGUCUCUGAAGCCACCAUGGUUCCCGAUGAUCCAGAAUUCCGCCGUAAGAUCGCCGAACAAGAACCGGACGAAGGACUCCGUGCCACGCUUCUCGAACCCGAGGAGCCGCCAGCCUGGAAAUUCGAAUGUGAAUUCGAAUGCGGAGAUGAAGGUGCACCUGCUACAGGAAAGGCUGUUGUACUGCCACCCAAUGCAGAAAAAUGCAUCAGAUGUUGGCAAUUCACUUCUGAGGAGCCAGACACGCUUUGUGGAAGGUGCACAGAUGUCGUCAGUGCUGACUUGGGUGUUGAUGAACAGACGCUGAACGAGUCGGAGGCCGAGGAGGAAGAGGAGAUGGAAGAUGAAUUGGCCAAGUACCGUUGA